AUGUCUCUCGAUCAAUCUCUCCAACUUCUUCGCCAUUGGAGCCAGACGGCCCUCGAACACCUCCCUCCUCAGGCACAAGAUGUAUUCCUUCAUCCAUUGGUACCAAAAGCUUUGACGGCCCUCCUAGCUUUGGGCAUUAUCCGCAAGGCUAACCGCGCACUGGGGUAUUGGGCGGCAAAUAAUUGGCAACGCGCUAAACCCUGGAAAAACGAGGGCGAGCUAGUUUUAUUAACUGGUGGAUGCAGUGGUAUCGGCAAGCAGAUCAUGGAGGACCUUGCAAAAGCCGGAGUCCGGGUGGUGAUACUUGAUAUUCAAGAGCCAUCAUUCCAACUGCCAUCCAACGUCGCUUUUUACAAAGCCGACAUCACCACCUCCGAAAAUAUUCGCAAUGUAGCAGAGAAGAUCCGCGCAGCGCACGGUGAUCCCACGGUGCUGGUCAAUAAUGCUGGUGUCGGACACGAUGGUUGCAUCCUCGAUGAGCCGGAGGCUAAGAUCCGGCAAACCUUUGAGGUCAACACGGUGUCGCAUUUUCUAAUGGUGCGCGAAUUUUUGCCUAGCAUGAUCAAGCAGAAUCAUGGGCAUGUCAUUACCAUUGCGAGCAUGGCCAGUUUUGCGGCACUAGGUGAGUUGGUGGACUAUUGCUGUUCUAAGGCGAGUGCAUUGGCGUUCCACGAGGGAUUGGGCCAGGAACUACGACUCUGGUACAAAGCUCCGAAAGUUCGAACUAGUGUCAUUCAUCCUCUCUGGGUCAAAACCCCCAUGAUCCAACCAUUAACCGACGUGGGCGACCAUUUCAAACAACCCGUCCUCACACCGGAAUUGGUGUCAGCUGCUGUGAUCAAACAGAUACUUACCCAGAGUAGCGGACAGGUCAUCCUACCAAACUAUCUCAGCCCGAUUAGCCUCGUCAGGGCCCUGCCGUCCUGGUUGCAGGAAGCUGCCCGUGGAAGAGCUUCGAGGGAUCUGAGAGUUUUGAGAGAUGUACAGGAAGCUAAGGGCUUGUAG
Messenger RNA from Aspergillus alliaceus, 1005 nucleotides. Its product is annotated as SDR family oxidoreductase. The coding region runs from base 1 to 1005 and encodes 334 amino acids. The record is from RefSeq and is a predicted model, not a curated record. Lineage: Eukaryota; Fungi; Ascomycota; Eurotiomycetes; Eurotiales; Aspergillaceae. The transcript has 3 exons. Gene Ontology annotation, molecular function: oxidoreductase activity, acting on the CH-OH group of donors, NAD or NADP as acceptor.